ACGGUUUAUGGCACAAAUCUCGCGGUUUUCAUGAAUACAUUUGAUAUUUACGUUUUUUAUUUGGAUAUAUUUUAUGCAGAAGACAUAAAGUUCUUCGAGCAACCGGUCUUCAGGCGUUGCGCAAAGCGUAAAUUUAAUUCACACUAAAAUAAUUUUAAUUGCUCAAAAAUUGCCGUGUCGCAAUGCAUCUCGUACAUUUUUUUUGUGUUUGUUUAUUAACCAGAACGUGAAGAGUUCGAAUAGAAAGCGCAGAUAGGACAAUUUUGUGAAAUACCUGAUUCCUCCAGCCCAAGAGAAGCACAAACGUCAACGCAUACGAAAAACAAAGGAAAGAAGAAGAUAAUCAAAAUGGAAAGGUAUCACAUUUACAAAUUAGGGCUCGCCAUAUUGUUCUACGCGAUUUACUGUAGAAGAUCUAUGAUGGUGAAAGCAUUGAAUUCCGACCACGGAAGGUAUAACAAUACCGAUCAAUACUACGUCUACUAUCAAGGAGUGGAAGGAAGACCUGGAGUGGAUUUUCCAAUCUACUCCCGUAUCCCUCGGACUACGUUCAGCUGCAAGGAAGUCGAAAGCGGUUAUUACGCAGAUUUAGAAACAGAUUGCCAGGUGUUUCAUAUAUGCAACGAAGGUGUUAAGGUUUCAUUCUUAUGUCCAAACGGCACGAUAUUCCAACAGUCCGACUUGAUUUGCGAUUGGUGGUUCAAAGUGAACUGCACCAAUUCGCCAAAUCUGUAUGAGGAAAGUGCCGAGCAACUGCGUGAAUCCAACUUAAGGAGGAAGGCGUCGCGACGCGUGUCCAAUGGAAAUGCGGAUAACCAAUUUGCUAGUAGGAAAAUGGAUUUGUCUGAAGAUUUUGGUGAAAGGCGAUCUCAAUCUAGAGGAAGGUCGAACUAUCGUGAACCUAAUAGCAGCGAAGAAGCUCAAGUGCCACAGGAAACAGCUGGAUUCUACAAGAGCAAUUACAAUAAUAUUCCGAAGACCAAGAAUCCUUACCCGAAUCACAGACAGACUUAUUCAGAGAUCCAGAAGCCGAAGAACUAUUACACUAAUGCUCCGAACUAUUACUCAUCAUCUUCUAGUCCGCAAACAUUCGCUUCCACCAACAAAAGCCCUUUGAACAAUGGUCAACCCUUUGUGGUUUCCACUCCAAAAUUCGGAACGUAUCCUACAGAAAGAACUACUUUCCAAUAUUCUCCAACUGUGCCCACCGUACAGAGAACUACGCAAGUUCCCAGGACCACAUACGCUUUAAGAAAUCCAAAAGUGUUGUCCACAAGAAGAGAGUAUCAAACCACUACUCCAUCAGCAAUAACAACAAACAGUUUCAAAUAUCCACCAACUACAAGACAGACUUUCACAGCUACAACUAGAAAACCAUUCACGCCAACAACAAGACAAUCAUUCACAUCAACGAGACAACCAUUCACAACAACAAGACAACCUUUCAUAACAACAACCAGACAAUAUUACACUACACAGCAAGAUUUCGCUACAACGAGACAACCAUUUAUAACCACUCAAAGAUUUAUACAAACAACAAAAUUACCACCACCAACAACAGUUUCUGAAAGCUUCACAACCUUUGGGUCGCGUACCAACCCAAGAGUACCAAAAACUUUUAACAACAACACACCAUUGCCGAAAGCUUACAACAAUGUUGUUGAAACCUUCACGAAUCCUCCAACUGUUGAAAAUGGAAAAUCCACAGUUCCUCGCAAAAUUAAAUCGAAAACUUCUUACACCAUAGGUCUUAAUAGCGUACAAGGAGCUGUUUCCUUUAAGCUACCAGAAGAAAGAACAACACCUCAUACUUACAAAACAACUUCUACCACAAAACCUGGAAAUAUAAAGAUUACUUUGAGCAGCGACGGUGGAUUUAAGGCAAUCAAACCAAGAGGAAAGUCGUAUGAGAGUAAUUUCAACAAUAUCAACAAUAUUAAAGCACCAAAAUUGUCUUUGGAGAAUGAGAUUCCUGAAGUACCAUCAACGGAUCGUCCAUCAACUGGGUUCUUUGUAACUAAAGAUACUUUUAGACCGGCGGAGUUUGUCACUUCUAGUUUCAAUGCUGGAUCAAUUACAGGAUCAAAGAACACCUAUAUUCCAACAGCAGCUCCUGGAUAUACCACAACAGCAGCAUCUACACCAGUUACCGAAUAUUAUUCAAACACUUUUGAUUUUGCCAAGCACACUGACAUCCCUGCUGGAUCAAUUACCGGCUCUAAGAAUACCUACAUUCCAACAGUUGCUCCAAGUUUCACCACAACAUCUACUUCGAGUCCAGUUACGGAAUAUCAAGAAAAUACAUUUGAUUUUGUGAAAAACAAUGGUCUUCUAGCAGGAUCAGUUACAGGUUCUAAGAACACGUAUAUUCCUACAGCUGCUCCAGACUUCACCACAACGCCACAACCUUCUCCAGUUACGGAGUACCACUCAAACACUUUUGGUUUUGUAAAACCCACCGGUAUACCAAAACCAAAACCGUUCUCUUUGCCAUCUUCAACACCUGAACCGAAAACUAUUACUACUUACAGACCCCAGGAAUCAACUACUCCUAAUUAUCAAACAUCUUCUGCAAGUCCAUUUAUGAAUGUUGGUACCACUCAGCAACCUAUUGAAUACACAACUCCUACCCAUCCUACUAUAUACUCAUCUGCUAGACCGUUCACUGCAUCAACUGUAAGCCCAAAUGUGUUUGGAAUGAUCGAUACUCUGAAAGAAAUUGCCAACGUGAGAGUAUCUAAGGACUACGAACCAGAGUCUUCUCGUCCAGGUCUCAUCGUUCCUCCAUCAGCUGGACCACAAACCUUGCACACCUUGGCUGUUUACUUUGCAAACGCAUUAGAUAACUUAGUUCCUGAUGAAAAUACAACCGAUGUUCAAUCAGAAAAUGAAACAACUACAACUGAAAUUAACGAGAAUCUAGUUAUCAAUUCAUUAUUGAGCAAACACACCGUUUCCAAAUAUCACGAACUAUUUAAAGAUUCAAGUGCGGAGGCUGAGACCGAAGACAAAGAAGUGGAUAAAGACGAAGAUACCAAUGGAGAUGUUAAUGAUUUAGACAGUGAGCAUUCUAGUAACGCGGUCCAAAGUCCAAGGGUUCGUCAAUUGGCUAAAGUAUUCACGCAAGCUCUAUCUUCGUACUUGGAUGAUCCUGACACUUUCAAGAAAGUAUUGCACGAAAUUAGACCAACCGAACCACCACCAAUUAAAACCUUACCAACGGAAACCCCAGAUGAUGAUGAACUUUUGAACUUCUCAGACGCCGAUAUUAAACCGGAAACUCCGAGAUUGCCAACUCCGGCUCCUCCAAAUCCCACUUGGGGCUACAUUUUAGCAUUCAACAAAUCUGAGCACAUAGACAAUAAUAAUUUGGAGAAUUUACAGAGUGCUGACAGUCAGUCAAUUAUACCUUCAUUAAACGAGAUUCUCAAUAACAGAAUUAACAAAGCUUUGAGUCCACCUAAAGAGCUGCCUUCCAAUCACUGGACUUCUUCACCGGAAGUUGCUAAACUCUGGCAAACGACUCUAUCCGUAGACCCGGCUGACAUCAACGAUAAGCUUGAAACCACUGAGCUACCUAAAGCAGUUCCAGAUAGUGAAUUCAAAGAGAGUGCAUCUCAGGAAGUUGAAAUAACUUCAACGCAGAAACCUUUUGAAACGACGUAUUUCCCAAGAGCAUUUGAAUAUACUUCAACUACAGUUGAAUCCACAACCAAAUUUGUUAUCGAGGAAACAACUAAAAGGCCUUUCGAAGAUGUAUUAAAUGGUUUCAAUCCUAACGAUUUCGCUCCGAUUCCUUCUAAAGAUUUCGAAGCUUACGAAUAUGAAGCUACCACUAUUCAACCACCAACUGUGACAGCAAGUGAGGCAUUGGAAAGUUUAGAUAAAUACGUAACGGAAUCAAUAAUUGAUUAUGAAUUACGUGCGUUGCCGGAUAUUCAAUUGAACUCAACGCAAGUUCAUGGUAUUUUGAUUGAUUUCAUGAAUUCUACUAAGAACGAAAAAGAGUCCAAUAAAUUGAAGAGGAUUUUGAAUAAAUUAAACACUACAGAAAACGAGUUCUUGGAUAAAAUGCAGCAGAUCGAGAAAAAUCCUUUGACCAGAAGGCUGAUUUUGCUGCUGAUCAGCGAAUGCGGAAACAAAACGCUGGAAACUAAGGCUGUCAGUGAUAUAAUCAAGUAUGGUAGUGGGGAGCUGGGUCAGGAGGCUAGCCAUAUAGAAACUGUGGCCGUGAAGGAAACGGAAAACAGUCCAUUGGGAAUUUUCGUGCAGCCCGAAUUGAAGCGCGAUGAUCAGGAUAGCAGAGCCCUGCAAUUAUUGAAUUCGCUAUACAGCAUAGCUUCCAAGUAUGGAAAGUGAAAGCUCAAGACGGCUUGGAUGCGUGAUAUUUUGUUAAAUGUGUGAGCUUUAAUGGAUUACAAUUACUAUUAUUAUUAUUUUUACCUUUGUUAUUGUGUGUAUUAUAAUCGUACAUUUAGCGUUUAAUAUUUAGUGCACGGUUAUUAUUAUUAUUAUUUUUAUAUCAUUAUUAUUAUUAUAUCUAAAUAUAUAUUACGUAAUUCCAGGAGUUUAAAAAUCCACGAAGAGUUCGUAUGCGGGUUUGUAAUUAAAAGAUAUGCAAUCCAGUAAAGUGUGCA
Nicrophorus vespilloides is the source of this 4637-nucleotide messenger RNA. It is a transcript of the gene Cpap1-j, whose product is annotated as mucin-5AC. Gene Ontology annotation, molecular function: chitin binding. NCBI's taxonomy places the organism in Eukaryota, Metazoa, Arthropoda, Insecta, Coleoptera, Silphidae. The record is from RefSeq and is a predicted model, not a curated record. The coding region runs from base 349 to 4359 and encodes 1336 amino acids. Gene Ontology annotation, cellular component: extracellular region. The transcript is spliced from 7 exons.